Messenger RNA from Carassius carassius (crucian carp), 3023 nucleotides. RefSeq names its product phospholipase D family, member 5 (gene pld5). The record is from RefSeq and is a predicted model, not a curated record. NCBI's taxonomy places the organism in Eukaryota, Metazoa, Chordata, Actinopteri, Cypriniformes, Cyprinidae. Gene Ontology annotation, molecular function: catalytic activity. The coding region runs from base 471 to 1922 and encodes 483 amino acids. The transcript has 10 exons.
AUUUUAUAACAUGUUUUUCCCGCUUGUCUUUCUUUUGCUGAAGCCAAAUCCAUUUGCACUCUGCCGGGAGAGUUUUGCUUCACAGGGCAGGUGAGAAAGAUGCAGAAGGGAGGGGGAUUGUUCUGUGUUAGCCCAGCAUUGGAUGUUUCGAGAGAGGGAGUGGACCAUGUCUUUCUCUCUCUCUCUCUCUCUCUCUCUCUCCUCCUUUCUCGUUCUCUGUCUCCAUCACUAUGGAGUUGAGGCGAGGAAACCACACAGCCAGUGGAAGCAUGCGUGAGCUCAGGGUGCUAAAACAAAAGGCACACUAUCUAUCACCCACUAUAUCAUUCCGUGGACUUGCACAUCCAUUACAGUGAUGAGCGUAAGGGAGAGGCUAAGCGGGACACGUUACCAAGGAGACGACGAUGAUGAAAUGCACUAGCGUCUCGUUCUCUCUGUUUCCUGAAGUCUGAAGGAACUUAAAAGCUGUUAUGCCAGGCUCUGCCACUCAGGAGAACAUCAUGAAGUCCCAGCAGAAAUGUAUUGCUGUGUUUGCACUGGUUUGCUGCUUUGCUGUCCUGGUGGCUCUGAUUUUCUCUGCUGUGGAUGUCUGGGGAGAGGAUGAGGAUGGUGUCACCGAGGAGAACUGCAGCAAAAAUUGUCGCAUUGUCCUUGUGGAGAACAUCCCUGGAGAGCUGUCAUUUAACCCCAAUAGUUCAGCCCAUCUCCCACUUGCCAUGGGUCUCAACCACCUUUUGGACCAAGCAAAACGGUCAGUUGAGAUAGUGUCGCCGUACUGGACUCUGACCUCCGCCGAUCAGGGGUCACGGCUUUAUUCUUCCUAUCAGGGUCAGUAUUUGUUUCAGAGAUUGUUAAGCCUGAAGUCUCGAGGUGUCAAAUUAAAGAUCGUCAGUGACCAGCCCAACUCCACUGAGCUGAAGAGCAUGUCUGACCGCUAUGCAGAAGUGCACUACGUCAACAUGACAGCCCUCACCAGAGGAAGACUGCUUUCCUCGUUUUGGGUGGUGGACAGGAAGCACGUUUACAUUGGCAGUGCUGGCAUGAACUGGAAAGUGUUUUCCAAGCUGAAGGAGCUUGGAGUAAUAGUGUACGACUGUAGUUGUUUGGCUCUGGACCUGCACAGGAUCUUUUCUUUCUACUGGCAGCUUCAGUACAGGGACUACAUCCCUUCGAUCUGGUCCAAGAGAGUCACGGCCGUAUUCAGCAGAGACAAGCCGCUUCAGCUUAGACUCAACAAUACAGAUGCUUCUGCCUUUGUGUCGACGUCACCAGAGCUGUUUUGCCCCAAGGGUAGAAGUAGAGAUUUAGAUGCCAUACGACAUGUGAUCCGAGAAGCCAAGAGAUUCAUCUACAUUUCUGUAACUGAUUACCUGCCCUUAAUCAACCGCAGCUUCAGAGGAUCACCAAUCGUACGGUACUGGUCACCAAUAGACGAGAUGCUCCGAGAGGCUGCAGUACUCAGAGAGGUCAAAGUUCGUCUCUUAAUCAGUCUGUGGACACACACACAUCCACUGACCUUUAACUUUAUGACAUCAAUGCAGGCCCUAUGCACAGGACUGCCAUUCUGCUCUAUAGAAGCGAGAUUUUACAGAGCCAAGGAGCAGAUUGGAGGAUUUCAGCACAGGAUAAAUAAGAAUAAAUUUAUGGUGACAGACAAUGCAAUAUACAUUGGGAAUCUGGACUGGGUUGGCAGUGAGUUGGCUUUCAAUGCAGGAGCGGGGCUGGUGAUUCAAGAAUCGGAGAACCAGCAGGAAGGGCAGGACUCGAUUGUAGAGCAGCUGACUGCUGCUUUUGAAAGAGACUGGUUUUCACCCUACACAAUAAGCCUGCUUUCUGGCAGCAUGACCCUACAGGAGAGCCAACAUGGGAGGCAGAAACUGCAAGCUCUAAAGACAAAAGCGGAGAGCAGAGAGCAUGAGUGAGCGGCACGAAUUUCUCUCUGAAGCGGGACCAAUAAGCCAAGGACUUUGUGCCUCACAACAUCUGCGCCAUGACUCUUACCAUUUGAAUUUUCAAAUGCUGCCAAUGGAACUGAAUAAUAAUGUCUGAAGGACUUCUGUGAAGGAAACGAUUUUUGAAAAAUUACAGUACAGCACUUUCGAAGAUAUACUCUAAACCAUUAUAUAAUGCAUGCUUGUUUGGAUAAGAAACACUCAGUACCAUUAACUGAGAACUGUGGAAAUCAUUUACUCCAGUAUUUAGACUUUUCUCAUUUUAAACCAAAUUAUUCAGAGACUCUGCUCAUGGAAAAAUUUCGAGAAAGGACAUUGCCAAAAAUUUUGUAAUCAUUGUGUAAAUUACUUUUCUCAAGAUGUUCAUUAGUCAUCCUUUUUUAAAAUCAAGCACAUUUUUACUGAAAGACAUUUUGGAAAAUCUGCAUAUACACCAACAAAUUUGCUCAUUACAUAUGCAUCAUCAUACUGUAGCUAUCAUUAUACUAGAUAUUAUGGCACAUCUGACACUGUGUAUAUAUAAAAUGUUUACAUGAUGCAGCAUGCACAGCCUUGAAGUAAUGUACAAUCGUACACUCAAGAAGAGACUGUUUUUCUUAUUGAACACUCACUUAAGCUUACACCCUUUACGUGUAGCUUCAUAGAGUAGCUUAUAUAUUAAAACUGACUGUUUUAAUGGAACAUUAAUGUUUUAUUAAACAGUCAUUGCUGAUUGCUGAUCUUAUAAUACAGGCCACAUAUGUUGCAUUUCUCAGUAGUUUGUGGCCUGAUGCUUUAGCAUGUUUUGCCUUAUAUAUGCUGCCAUAAACUGUAGCGGCUGUUGCUUUCUGGAUGACUACCUCCUAUGAUACAAUGCAUCUAUGAUAUACUAUAUACAUAUAAUCAUAUAUAAUAAAACUGCUUGCUGCAGCAUGGGUCAUAUAUUGAAAUGAAUUAUAGCCCCAUGUAGCCUACAUAAGAUACUGAUUUUCUUACAUGGAAUGCACAAUUUAUGAUGUGAUUAAAUGUAUAGCACCUUAACCAACUGUUAUAAUUAAAUAUUAAAGAGUUCAUUAAAAAUUGACUAGCAGU